GGGCGGAUCAGCGGCGGCGCGUCGCUGCGCGGCACGUGUGAGAGCUCGGCCGCCGGGGAGUCCACCCGCGCGCCCCGUACCCCGGGGGCUGAAGGUGCUGACCGCGCUGCCUAUGCCUGGGCGCCCUCGCAGCUGGCUCUUCCGAGUGGCCUUCGCCGCCGCCGCCCUCCUGCGCCCGGAGCAGCGCGUCCGCGCCCUCGCUGCCCGGCCCGUGCCGCGCCCGCGCUCUCAGGCCCCGGGUUCUCUUAAAUGUUUUCUUGGAGCUUUAAAAAUGGAGCUGACAGAAGUGACUGGUGUGUCGCUGAAACGUGGGUCUCAUGCUGUCGAAGAUAAUGACAGUGUGGCCCCAGCUGAGGAGGCAAAAAGACAGAAGGUCUUGGACGGCUGUCUGACCACAGGUCAGGAUGGGCUGGAGCAUGUCUCUCCGCCCGGCAGUGUGCAUGUGCCUGGGCCACCCGCAGCUGUAAGUGCCAGAGAGGGUAGAAAGAAUUCUGAUGUGCAGUUGGAAGAAGAGGAAGAGGAGGAAGAAGAUGGCCUUUCGGAGGAGGGUGAGGAGGAGGAGGAAGCUGAGAGUUUUGCAGACAUGAUGAAGCACGGCCUCACUGAACUUGACGUUGGCAUCACCAAGUUUGUAAGUUCUCAUCAGGGAUUCUCAGGCAUCUUGAAAGAAAGUUUGUGUUCCCUUUUCAUCAGAUACUCCGACUUCGUUGUUCACGAAAUAGGAAAAGAUGGACAGAUCAGCCAUUUGGAUGACUUGUCUGUCCCGGUGGAUGAAGAGGAUCCUUCAGAAGAUAUAUUUACGGUUUUGACAGCUGAAGAAAAGCAGCGUUUAGAAGAGCUCCAGCUUUUUAAGAAUAAGGAAACCAGUGUUGCCAUCGAGGUUAUUGAGGACACCAAAGAGAAAAGAACCGUCAUCCAUCAAGCGAUUAAAUCUCUGUUUCCAGGAUUAGAGACAAAAACAGAGGACAGAGAGGGGAAGAAAUAUAUUGUAGCCUACCAUGCAGCUGGGAAAAAGGCUCUGGCAAAUCCAAGAAAACAUUCUUGGCCAAAAUCUAGAGGAAGUUACUGCCACUUUGUACUGUACAAGGAAAACAAAGACACCAUGGAUGCUAUUAAUGUGCUGUCCAAAUAUUUACGAGUCAAACCAAACAUAUUCUCCUACAUGGGAACCAAAGAUAAAAGGGCCAUAACCGUUCAAGAGAUUGCUGUUCUCAAAAUAACCGCUCAAAGACUUGCCCACUUGAACAAGUGCUUGAUGAACUUUAAACUGGGGAAUUUCAGCUAUCAGAAAAACCCUCUGAAACUGGGAGAGCUUCAAGGGAAUCACUUCACUGUUGUCCUCAGAAAUAUAACAGGAACUGAUGACCAAGUUCAGCAAGCUAUGCACUCUCUCAAGGAGAUCGGAUUUAUUAACUACUAUGGAAUGCAAAGAUUUGGAACUACCGCUGUCCCCACAUACCAGGUUGGAAGAGCUAUCCUACAGAAUUCCUGGACUGAAGUCAUGGAUUUAAUAUUGAAACCCCGUUCUGGAGCCGAAAAGGGCUACUUGGUUAAGUGCAGGGAAGAGUGGGCGAAGACCAAAGACCCAGCUGCUGCCCUCAGAAAACUUCCUGUCAAAAGGUGUGUGGAAGGGCAGCUGCUUCGAGGACUUUCCAAAUAUGGAAUGAAGAAUAUAGUCUCUGCAUUUGGCAUAAUACCAAGAAAUAAUCGCUUAAUGUAUAUUCAUAGCUACCAAAGCUAUGUAUGGAAUAACAUGGUAAGCAAGAGAAUAGAAGAGUACGGACUGAAGCCCGUUCCAGGUGACCUUGUUCUCAAAGGAGCUACAGCUACCUACAUUGAUGAAGAAGAUGUUAAUAAUUACUCCAUCCAUGAUGUGGUAAUGCCCUUGCCGGGUUUCGAUGUUAUCUACCCAAAGCAUAAAAUCAGUGAAGCCUACAGGGAAAUGCUCACAGCAGACAAUCUGGAUAUUGAUAACAUGAGACACAAAAUUCGAGAUUAUUCCUUAUCAGGAGCCUACCGAAAGAUCAUUAUUCGUCCUCAGAAUGUCAGUUGGGAAGUCGUUGCAUACGAUGAUCCUAAAAUUCCACUCUUCAACACAGAUGUGGACAACCUGGAAGGGAAACCGCCACCGGUGUUUGCUUCUGAAGGCAAAUACAGAGCUCUGAAGAUGGAUUUUUCUCUCCCUCCUUCUACCUACGCUACCAUGGCCAUUCGCGAAGUGCUAAAAGUGGAUACCAGCAUCAAGAACCAGACCCAGCUGAAUACCACCUGGCUCCGCUGAGCCCUUUUCCCCAGAUGAUAAGAUGCACCCAGUGUCCGCCCGCUUCCUGUUCAGACCCAUAGGUGUACUUUAGAUCCUUGUAGUUCAAGAUUAUUUGUAUUUUUUCAGGUUUUUAUUAGCUUAAUUUGCAAUAUUUGUACACAUAUACAAAUCCUGAGGAUCCUAAUUCUAGCUCAGAGGAUAUAAAUUGAUCAGAAUAUAUUUCAGGUGCUUAAGUCAUAGUAAAGUGUCAGCUUUCCUGGCUUUAUCAUAAUUUAAAAGGACUUUGGUUUAAAGUUGCAGUUUUAGGUUUUGCUACAUUCUUAAAGGACAACAUGAAUUUUUAAUGUAUCCAUGAAUGGAGUAUGCAAGGGUGCAUUUUAAGAGAAAAUGCAACAAAAUAAAUCUUGACUAUGAAUAAAUAGAAUACCCCACCCCUAGCUAUUAAUACAAGUACAGGACUCAUGCUUACUUAAAUGAUGAUAAAACAUCUAAGGUUUAUAAACACAAAAGUGAUGUGUCAUCAUCUAACUCUUAUACCAGGUUUAGGUAAGUGUUGAUAGAUCUUUUAGUUGCAAUAGCUUUGCAUUUAUAUUCUCAUUGCCUUGCAGGACAGUUGCAUUGAUAGGACCUUUUUUUCUCGAUGUAAACGCGUGCAGCUAUUUUUAUCAGUCAAGGUCUGAUUUUUACUCUAGGUGCCUUUUAUGUUCAGAACUCCUUCCACUGGACUGGUUAUUUGCCCCGAGAUGAAUGACAGCAGAGAAGAAAACUUUAAACCUUUCCAAGGGCUCCUCCAAUCAGCAGCAUCAGCCUUCGUCACCUUCAGUGUAGGUGUUUCCGUUUCGGGCCCUUGUGUAAAACUUGUCUCUGGCGUGGAAGGUUAAAUAGGCCUUUCCAAGUGUGUGUGUGACGUAAGUGCUCCGAUUUUUAUUUUCUACCAUUUCUAAAACAAAAUACAAUAAAUAUUUUUUAAAACUC
Mirounga angustirostris (Northern elephant seal) is the source of this 3238-nucleotide messenger RNA. RefSeq names its product pseudouridine synthase 7 (gene PUS7). Gene Ontology annotation, cellular component: nucleus. Bases 113 to 2281 code for a protein of 722 amino acids. The record is from RefSeq and is a predicted model, not a curated record. Gene Ontology annotation, molecular function: pseudouridine synthase activity; RNA binding. Gene Ontology annotation, biological process: pseudouridine synthesis. The transcript has 16 exons. NCBI's taxonomy places the organism in Eukaryota, Metazoa, Chordata, Mammalia, Carnivora, Phocidae.